Molecule: messenger RNA, 708 nt
Organism: Saccharomycodes ludwigii
Lineage: Eukaryota; Fungi; Ascomycota; Saccharomycetes; Saccharomycodales; Saccharomycodaceae
Gene: DER1
Product: derlin
Exons: 1
Coding region: 1-708 (235 amino acids)
Source: RefSeq, a predicted model, not a curated record
AUGGAUAGAGUGCUAAUUGAUAUGGUUUUUGAUAUCCCACCAAUUACACGACUAUGGGCUAUAGGAACGAUAAUAUUAUCUAUCUUGAGAAAAACAAAUAUAAUUGAUUACCACAAAACAAUUAAAUAUUCAUAUGAGUUAUGUUUUGGCAAAAAACAAUACUAUAGACUUUUUUUUUCGUUAUUUGAUUAUGGAACAUUUGAUUAUUUGUCAAUUUUAAGUAUAACUUUCUCAAUAAUACAUUUGAGAUCAUUAGAAAGAGAUGUUUUCGCCACGACAAGCAGGUAUAUUUCCACGAUAUUUUUGCUACUUUUAUUUGUCGUUCCAAUGACCAAAUAUUAUGAGCCUCUAUCAUCGGUUGGCUUAAUCAUACAGGAAAAUUUGAUUUACUAUAGAUCGAAAUGUGUUAAUGAGGAAAUGCUUCAGUUUCAAAAUGUUGCAUUUAUCAAUAUGUUUUUUUCAAUUUUCAAUAAGCUGAUGAUUUAUAGGAAAGGCUUUAAAUUUGGAACUAUAGUGAUGGACUUUUUACCAGGACAUUUGAUAUUUUUUUUUGACAAAGCCAUUAAAAAGCUAUAUAAUGUGGAUAUUUUUGAACCCCCUAAUGAAAGAUUAAGUAAAUAUAUUCAAAAGAAGAAGGAAAGGGAAAAAGAAGAACAAGAUCGUCUACAAGGUCGUCUACAAGAUCCUCAAACCAGCAAUGGCAACUGA